AUCCUCAAGUCUACAAACCAUAGUGAAAACAGAAAUUGAAUAUUAUAUAUUAUAAAAAUAAUUCCAUCUCAUAUUAUGAAAAGUAUGAUGAGUAUCACUCAAGGAGAAGAUGCUCAAGGCCAAGAACUAGCUUUGGCACUUAAAGAUGGUAUCAAUAACAUUAUGGACAAGGAUGAAUUCAACAUUGAAGUGGGGGAUGGAUAUUUACCUAAUGGUGUCUCUAUAUCACCAACAAGGAAGAAAAGAAAUAAAGAAAGCAAGGUUAACGAUCAAGAACAUUCAAAAAGAAUGAAAAAUCAUACUUUUCUUAGUUGUUUUUCUUGUCCUCGGUCUUGUAUUCGAAAUACCGAGGACAAAAACAACAAUCUUGAAGCAGAACCUCUUUUGAUCAAAACAUUGCCGAUUCUAGAAGAAAUGCAGGUUGAAUCUUCAUCAAGUGUAAUAGAAGUUCAAUAUCUCGAUGAUGGCGGUUUGGAAGAGAUGUUGAAAACUUAUGCUGAUAAUGAUAAUUUCAUAUUAUUUGAGGACAAAAAAGAGAACGAAAACUUGGACGAUAUGUCAGAUUUCUUUUCUGAUUUUGAUGAUUUGUUAGCCAAAUUCUUUAUUAUAUAGUAUACAAAUAAUGAAUAGGUUUGAAAUUACAAUUUUCAUGGAAGGUCUUGAUUUUGGAGUUCUUAUUUUUUUAUGAAUGUGAAUUCAUUGAGCUUUGAUGUUA
This is a messenger RNA of Cicer arietinum (chickpea), 715 nucleotides long. The record is from RefSeq and is a predicted model, not a curated record. Lineage: Eukaryota; Viridiplantae; Streptophyta; Magnoliopsida; Fabales; Fabaceae.